This is a messenger RNA of Epithele typhae, 1740 nucleotides long. RefSeq names its product cytochrome P450. Lineage: Eukaryota; Fungi; Basidiomycota; Agaricomycetes; Polyporales; Epitheliaceae. The record is from RefSeq and is a predicted model, not a curated record. The coding region runs from base 1 to 1740 and encodes 579 amino acids. Gene Ontology annotation, molecular function: monooxygenase activity; oxidoreductase activity, acting on paired donors, with incorporation or reduction of molecular oxygen; heme binding. The transcript has 14 exons.
AUGCUGAACGUCUACAUCCCACUGACCCUCACCGCUGGUUUAGCCCUCUGGGCUCUCGUUUUCCGUCGGCGUAGCGUCUUUGCCAACAUUCAGGGACCCCCUCCGUCCCGCAGGUUCCUCACAGGUCAUCUGCGCAAGUUUUUGGGUCGCCGUGGAUGGGAGUAUCAGCUUGAACUGGCAUCUGGCAAGUAUGGACAGGUCGUCAAGAUCGAUGGCGCGUUUGGAAAUAAGUGGCUAUAUGUCGUCGACCCCGUAGCGCUCAAUCAUAUCAUCCUGAAAGGUCAGAAUGUCUACGAGGAAUCUCCGCUAUUUCUCGCCAUCAACAGGCUUCUCUUUGGGCCCAGCGUCUUGUCCACCGUCGGCGAUCAUCACAAACAACAGCGCAAGCUCCUAAAUCCUGUGUUUUCCACCAACCACAUGCGACACAUGCUCCCAAUCUUUUACCGAAUCACGGAGCGGCUACGCGACACGCUCGCAGAGAUGACCGUCGAUGGGCCGCGAACGAUCGACAUGCUUGGGUGGACUACUCGCGCCGCGCUCGAGAUGGUCGGACAAGGCGGUUUGGGUCACUCAUUUGACUCCUUGGAGGCCGAUUCUACGAACGCUUACGCAGAGAACAUGAAGAGCUUCGCCCCGACGUUCUUCCCCAUGAUACUUGUCCGCCAACUUCUGCCGCAGCUCAUCAAUAUCGGCACGCCACGCAUUCGACGCUGGAUCGUAGAGUACACCCCGCAUUGGCGCGUGCAGAAGCUCAAGCGAAUCAUUGACUCGAUGCACACGGUUGCAUGUUCGAUCUUCGAAGGCAAGAAGGCCGCGUUUGCCCAAGGAGACGACGCCGUAGUGCAGCAGAUCGGAGAGGGAAAAGACAUCGUCAGCAAACUGCUACAAGCGAACUUCGCGACAUCGGAGAAAGACCGUCUGCCAGACGAAGAAGUCCUCGCACAGCUAUCAGCUUUAGUUCUGGCUGCGAUGGACACCACCUCCAGCGCUCUCGGGCGUACCCUCCGGAUUUUGGCCGAGCACCCCGAAGCGCAAUCUCGCCUCCGUAAGGAAGUCACAGAUGCCCUCGAAAAUGCAGAUGGGGGACGACUUUCCUAUGAUGAGUUGAUGGGGCUGCCGUACCUCGACGCCAUCUGUCGCGAGACUCUCCGGGUGUACCCGCCGCUCGUAGGACUAGGGCGCGUGACCCUCAAAGACACCAUUCUCCCCGUGGGGACGCCCCUCAAGGGGACGGACGGGUCUCUCAUAAGUGAGAUACACGUCCCCAAAGGCACCAUGAUCUACUUCGGCAUCCUGGGCUCGAACCGCAACCCUGCUCUCUGGGGCCCGGACGCGCACGAAUGGAAGCUUUAUUAUUAUUAUUAUUAUCAUUCUAUCCCUAUGUGUCACAUAUGCGCGUGUGCCUACACAGCUAAGAACAAGUUGCAGAAAGCGCACGAAUGGAAGCCGGACCGGUGGCUCAGCCCGCUGCCCGACGCGGUCAUGAGCGCGCCGAUUCCAGGCGUAUACUCUCACCUGAUGACGUCCAACGGCGGCGGCCGGUCCUGCAUUGGCUUCAAGUUCUCGCAGAUGGAGAUGAAGGUCGUCUUGUCCACGUUGGUUCGGCACUUCGCGUUGGAGGUCCCGCGAGACCUUCCGGUUCCUAUUGUGUGGAGCUCGGCGGGUAUCCAGUCCCCUAGCUUGGGCUACGAGAGCGAUAAGCCAGAGCUCCCGCUGAAGAUUGGCUUGGUGAAAGCGUAG